This is a messenger RNA of Lemur catta (Ring-tailed lemur), 2689 nucleotides long. RefSeq names its product phosphodiesterase 1A (gene PDE1A). Gene Ontology annotation, biological process: signal transduction. NCBI's taxonomy places the organism in Eukaryota, Metazoa, Chordata, Mammalia, Primates, Lemuridae. The transcript has 15 exons. The record is from RefSeq and is a predicted model, not a curated record. Gene Ontology annotation, molecular function: 3',5'-cyclic-nucleotide phosphodiesterase activity. Bases 642 to 2231 code for a protein of 529 amino acids.
CAUCCAGCAUGAAUAAAAGCAAGUUUGUAAAAUGAUUAUAAUCUCCUGAAGCAGAGCCAGCCAUGCAACACGAGCCCAUCUUUCUUAAUUAGUUUGUAUACAGUUCUUGUUUUAACAGAACAAACUUCAGAGGGUACUCACAUGGGACUGCUGAACCAGCUGUACAACUUUUAUUUUGAAGAAGAAAAGUUGAGCCUCAGAACAGGCUGUUUUAAAGACAGGGAGGGACUUAUCCUCUCAGAGCUUGACCAGCAUGUGGAAGGAGAGCUCCCAUGGCUGCACUAACUUAGGGAGUUCCUACCUGGGUGACACUUGGGGCAGGAAGUUUUCUGUUUGUUUUGUUCCUUUCCGGAGUGUCCCGCGCACUUCUCUUGCCCGGAUCAACGUGACUCUUGGUGGUUUUUGCACACCCUGCUCUGUGGGGGAGUGCCCCAACGUGCCUGUCUUAUGUGGCCUCUAUGGACACACUGCUCAGCUGGCAGAGAGCAGGGAAGUUUUCUCCCAGCACCCAAAAAAAGAAAGAGGAAACUACUUUUUCUUUCUGGGCUCCUUGCAGCACAAUAGAUCAGAAUAAGCUUCCACAUUCCCUCCCUGGAUUUUCUGGAGUGGUUUCCAGGAAGAAGUUAAACCUUCACCUUUAAAUGGAUGAGCAUGUCACAAUCAGGAGGAAACAUCUCCAAAAACCCAUCUUUAGACUAAGAUGCUUAGUGAAGCAGCUGGAAAGAGGUGACGUUAACGUCGUUGACUUAAAGAAGAACAUUGAAUAUGCAGCAUCUGUGCUGGAAGCGGUUUAUAUUGAUGAAACAAGAAGGCUGCUGGAUACAGAUGACGAGCUCUGUGACAUUCAGUCUGACGCAGUCCCAUCGGAAGUCCGAGACUGGUUGGCUUCUACCUUUACACGGAAAAUGGGGAUGACAAAAAAGAAACCUGAGGAAAAACCAAAAUUUCGGAGCAUUGUACAUGCUGUUCAAGCUGGAAUUUUUGUGGAAAGGAUGUAUAGAAAAUCCUUUCACCUGGUUGGUUUGGCAUAUCCAGCAGCUGUCAUAGUAACAAUAAAGGAUAUCGAUAAAUGGUCUUUUGAUGUAUUUGCCCUAAAUGAAGCAAGUGGAGAACAUAGUCUGAAGUUUAUGAUCUAUGAACUGUUUACCAGAUAUGAUCUUAUCAACCGUUUCAAGAUUCCUGUUUCCUGCCUAAUUGCCUUUGCAGAAGCUUUAGAAGUUGGUUACAGCAAGUACAAAAAUCCAUAUCACAAUUUGAUUCAUGCAGCUGAUGUCACUCAAACUGUGCAUUACAUAAUGCUUCAUACAGGUAUCAUGCACUGGCUCAAUGAACUGGAAAUUUUAGCAAUGGUCUUUGCUGCUGCCAUUCAUGAUUACGAGCAUACAGGGACCACAAACAACUUUCAUAUUCAGACAAGGUCAGAUGUUGCCAUUUUGUAUAACGAUCGCUCUGUCCUCGAGAAUCACCAUGUGAGUGCAGCUUAUCGACUUAUGCAGGAAGAAGAAAUGAAUAUCUUGGUAAAUUUAUCCAAAGAUGACUGGAGGGAUCUUCGGAACCUAGUGAUUGAAAUGGUUUUAUCUACAGACAUGUCAGGUCAUUUCCAGCAAAUUAAAAAUAUAAGAAACAGUUUGCAGCAGCCUGAAGGGAUUGACAGAGCCAAAACCAUGUCCCUGAUUCUCCACGCAGCAGACAUCAGCCACCCGGCCAAAACCUGGAAGCUACACUACCGGUGGACCAUGGCCCUGAUGGAGGAGUUUUUCUUACAGGGAGAUAAAGAAGCCGAAUUAGGGCUUCCAUUUUCUCCACUUUGUGAUCGGAAGUCAACCAUGGUGGCCCAGUCACAAAUAGGUUUCAUUGAUUUCAUAGUAGAGCCAACAUUUUCUCUUCUGACAGACUCGACGGAGAAAAUUGUUAUUCCUCUUAUAGAGGAAGCUUCAAAAGCGGAAACUUCCCCCUAUGUGGCAAGCAGCUCAACCACCAUUGUGGGGUUACACGCUGCUGAUGUGCUAAGACGAUCAAAUGCAAAAGGCUCCCUGAGUGAUGGGUCCUUUUUCCCAGACUACUCCCUUGCAGCAGUGGACCUGAAGAGCUUCAAAAACAACCUGGUGGACAUCAUUCAGCAGAACAAAGAGAGGUGGAAAGAGUUGGCUUCACAAGGUGAAACUGAUCUUCAUAAGAACUCAGAAGACUUAGUAAAUGCCGAAGAAAAACACGCUGAUACACAUCCAUAGGUCUGAAACACCUUAAUGGCUUCUGUCAUUUUAAACAUGAGAGGAUAAUAAAAGCAGCACGAAAACUUCCUAAAUCCUCAACUUUCCACAAAACUAUAUCUCCUUUUUCAAUGUACAGUUGGAUUGGGCCAUUUUUAUGGACGUCUACAUAAGGAAUUAAGAAGAAUACAAAUUUUGAUCUAGUCACUUUGGCCAAAUAAAUACACUCCAGUUGCUAUCAGAGUUUUUGGCCAGUGCUUCUACCAUUGUUUUUCCUCCACAAUUUGGCCUUCUUCAAUCAAGCCAGAGAAAUUCUUAAGACAAAAGUCAGACAGCUUUAAAUUUUUCUCACUUUGAGCCAGUCAUAGCGACUGUGCAAUACAUGUGCAGAAGAUGAAGCCUUUUUAAAUUUAAUUCCUUGCACUGUCUUACACAGAGUGCUCUAAUUACACAUUGUUCAAGGUCUUAAGUAAAAGGAA